Messenger RNA from Bombus huntii, 1286 nucleotides. RefSeq names its product tumor suppressor candidate 3 (gene Ostgamma). NCBI's taxonomy places the organism in Eukaryota, Metazoa, Arthropoda, Insecta, Hymenoptera, Apidae. The record is from RefSeq and is a predicted model, not a curated record. Gene Ontology annotation, cellular component: oligosaccharyltransferase complex. The coding region runs from base 84 to 1088 and encodes 334 amino acids. The transcript is spliced from 8 exons.
AGACCAAUAAGAUUCGUACAUUAUCUGCAUAGCUGUAACGUGCUCGUAGUAGAAGAUUAUUUGUAUUUGUACUAUAUUAAUUUAUGCUGUUUGUAAUGGAUUUUAAAACAAGUAUUAUACUGUUGGGACUUAUUUUAAGUUUAAAUCAUGUUUAUGGGCAAUACAGGAUGAAAAAUACUCCUGGCUCUUCAUUGUCAGACCGAGUACAGCAGUUAUCAGAAUUAGCUCUCACGAGACCUGUGAUUAAGUUCAAUGGGGCAAAAUUUAAAGAAUAUGUUAAAACUACACCAAGAAAUUAUUCUGUUGUUGUAAUGUUUACAGCUAUGGCACCUCAAAGACAAUGCCACAUAUGCAGGCAUGCAAACGAUGAAUUUGUAAUAGUAGCGAAUUCAUUCAGAUAUUUACAAUCUCAUUCAAAGAAGUUGUUCUUUGCGUCUGUAGAUUUUGAUGAAGGAUCUGAUGUUUUUCAAAUGAUGCGAUUAAAUACUGCACCAGUAUAUAUGCAUUUUCCACCAAAAGGCAAACCAAAACCUGCAGAUACUAUGGACAUUCAAAGAGUAGGAUUUGCAGCAGAAGCAAUUGCAAAGUGGAUAUCUGAACGUACUGAUAUUCAGAUUAGAGUACUUAGACCACCGAACUAUUCUGGCACAGUGGCAAUAAUAAUGUUGCUAGUACUUAUUGGAGGAUUUUUAUACCUGAGGCGUAACAAUUUAGAUUUCAUUUAUAAUAAAACAAUUUGGGGUCUUGGUGCAUUGUUCUUUACGCUUACAAUGAUAUCUGGACAAAUGUGGAAUCAUAUUAGAGGUCCACCUUUCAUACAUAGAUCACCCAGUGGAAACGUAGCUUACAUACAUGCUUCUUCUCAAGGCCAAUUUAUUUUAGAAACAUACAUUGUUAUGAUUUUGAAUGGAGCAGUGGUAUUGGGUAUGAUAUUAAUGACUGAAGCCGCUUCACGUAAAGGUGAUGUAAAAAAGCGACGAAUAUUCGCAGCAAUAGGCGCUGGAUUAGUCGCUAUCUUCUUUAGUUUGCUGUUAUCAAUAUUUAGGAACAAAGUACAGGGCUAUCCGUACAGCUUACUGUUCAAGUGAAAGAAUAAAUAAAUACACAAGAACUCAAUAUUUGUAUAUAUUGCAAAGAAAAUUUCGCACUUAUUUGUCAAUAUUAAAAAUUAGGAUACAAAUAAUAAAUAAAUACUUUAGCUUUAAUUAUUGUUAAAGUGUUGUAUUUUGAUCAUAAUUUACAUUUGUUUGUACGUAAUGUAAAAUAAAUUAAUAUUUAAAAUCUUA